AUGGAAGCAUCAACAAUUACUGAUAGCCGGCCAGAGCCCAUUGAUCUGAGCCAUCUCUACUCCAAGGUCACUUCAAACCGGACCACGAGCAAUGUCAAAGACUUCUACAAGUACUUUACAAUCCCUGGGAUUGGUAAUUUGGCUGGAGGCCUUCCAAACAACAACUACUUCCCUUUCGAUACUCUCGAAGCUGCCGCAGCUCUACCCCAGCGCUUCAUUCCUACUCCCAACAAGCCCGUCGAUCCUCCCUCAGAGCUGCUAUCUAAGACCACACUCUCAAAUGGAAUCUCCUCAUCGCGAGUCGUUGUCCCAAAGACCUCAGAUAACCAAAAUGUCCUCCGCAAAAUCGACCUCAAGACCGCGCUCCAGUAUGGCACGGCCCAAGGGUACCCUCCGCUCUAUAGCUUCCUCCGCCAAUUCACCAUUGAGAACCUUCACCCAAACGUUCCAUACGCCGGAGGUCCUGAGAUCAUUUUGACAUGUGGUGCAACGGAUGGGUUCUGCAAGGCAAUAGACGCACUGAGCAAUACGUGGAACGAAGAUAGAGAUUGGAUUGGUCAUCGAGAGGGAUUGCUGGUUGAAGAGUUCUGCUACAUGAACGCAAUUCAGGCUGCGAAGCCGCGAGGACUAAACAUUGUUCCUGUAGCGAUUGAUGACGAGGGAAUGGUAGCCCAUGGUAGAGGUGGAUUGUAUGACGUCCUGGACAAUUGGGACAAAAGCAGGGGAAAGAGACCGCACAUGAUUUAUACCGUGACGAUCGGCCAGAAUCCGACUUCUGGAACCCUCAGUGUCCAACGCCGCAAAGACAUUUACGCAGUUUGUGUCAAGUUCGACGUGGUGAUUAUCGAAGACGACCCAUACUGGUAUCUCCAAUAUCCUUCGGCUAACGAGUCUUCCCUUGCCCACCGAGGUCGGCCUGCUGCCAAUGCUCAUUCAGAUCAUCCCGACCUUAACCCCCCCGAAUCACAAAAGUCCUCCGGAUAUCCAUUCCUCGAUUCUCUUGUCCCUAGCUACCUCUCUGUCGACUACCAAGGCCGUGUGGUCCGUCUCGAUACAUUCUCCAAGACUGUCGCUCCAGGUUGCCGCCUUGGCUGGAUAACCACCCAACCAAACCUCUGUGAACGACUGCUUCGCAUCACUGAGACUUCAACCCAGCAGCCUUCUGGCUUCGUUCAGUCGAUGAUCGCCGAGCUUAUAAUGGGGCCUCAUGACCCUAAGCAUGGCCGUGGCGGUGGAAAGAGCGAUGGGGGAUGGCAAGUGGACGGCUGGGUCCGCUGGCUUCAAGGUCUGCGUGGGAAUUAUGAGCGGAGGAUGCAGACCAUGUGCUCCAUUCUUGAAGGAGGAAAAGAGCUAGUCAAAUCUGGCCGCCGCAAGAGCAUCGAUAUUGAAUGGAGCGUCGUUGAGAAGGUCACUCUCUUUGAUUUUAUAUGGCCGCUUGGUGGCAUGUUCGUAUGGGUCCAUGUUAACUUCCCCUCCCACCCACUUUGGAACAAAACCACGCCCGCCAAGCUUGCACAGGGGCUAUGGGUCCAUUUGACCUCGAAGAAGUACCUGGUGCUGGUUGCGCCCGGCUCCAUAUUCGCUCCAACCGAUGAGAUCAGAGACAAGCGAAGUUGGGCGUACUUCAGAAUCUGUUUCGCAGCCGUGGACGAGCCCGAAGUCGAGGAGAUGAGCAGGCGGUUCGUCAAUGGGGUGAAGGAUUUCUGGGGAAAGAAGAGCUUGGAUGAUAUCGAGGAGAUGGGUACAAGAGGGCUCGAGGCAAGCGAGGGAUUGGCCGACUUAAUAGGCGGAUGUUGA
Letharia columbiana is the source of this 1797-nucleotide messenger RNA. RefSeq lists its product as uncharacterized. Gene Ontology annotation, molecular function: transaminase activity. NCBI's taxonomy places the organism in Eukaryota, Fungi, Ascomycota, Lecanoromycetes, Lecanorales, Parmeliaceae. The transcript has 3 exons. The record is from RefSeq and is a predicted model, not a curated record. The coding region runs from base 1 to 1797 and encodes 598 amino acids.